Thlaspi arvense is the source of this 561-nucleotide messenger RNA. NCBI's taxonomy places the organism in Eukaryota, Viridiplantae, Streptophyta, Magnoliopsida, Brassicales, Brassicaceae. The record is from the annotation of a GenBank genome assembly.
AUGCAUUCUUUUGGUUACAGAGCGAAUGCUCUGCUCACAUUCGCUGUCACGAUACUUGCCUUCAUUUGCGCGAUUGCGUCUUUCUCUGAUAACUUCAGUAAACAAACUCCCUCUGCUCAGAUCCAGUUGUUUAGAUCCCUAAUUUUGUUGGAUUCUGACGUUUGUGGUGGGAAACCUGUAAAGAUAUUGAAUAUUAAUUGGUUUCAGAAGCAACCCCAUGGAAAUGACGAGGUCAGCUUGACACUGAACAUAACAGCGGACUUGCAGUCGCUAUAUACUUGGAACACAAAGCAGGUGUUCGCUUUUGUAGCAGCAGAGUAUGAAACCUCGAAGAAUUCUCUGAAUCAGGUUUCUUUAUGGGACGCCAUAAUACCUGAGAAAGAACAUGCUAAAUUCUGGAUUCAAAUCUCAAACAAGUACCGUUUCAUAGACCAGGGGCACAACCUCCGAGGGAAAGACUUCAACCUGACACUACACUGGCAUGUCAUGCCCAAGACUGGCAAGAUGUUUGCUGACAAAAUAGUUAUGUCUGGCUAUCGUCUACCCGAUGCAUACAGAUGA